UUCAGUUUAGAUUGGAUUCUGUACAAGGCAACUUCAUUUUACAGCCACAUACAGUCCAACAAAUACCUUCCUCGUUGAAGAAAAGGAGAUAUUCUGCAAUAGGAUCCUGCAUGGUUGGUGUGUUAAGCAGACAUGGCGCUGGAGGAAGGGGCACGGAGCUGUCUGUUGCGCUUUCGCAACAAACUAGAGCAGGACAUCAAGCCCUCUUACCUGAUGGAUCAUAUGAUCAGUGAUGAUGUGCUGACAGUGGAUGAGGAAGAGAAGAUCAAGAUCCAGCCCACCAGGAAAGAUCAGGCUGCGGCCCUGCUGGAGCUGCUACUGAGGAAGGACAACCGUGCCUAUAUCUCCUUCUACAACGCCCUGAUCAAGGAGGCAUACGAUGAUUUAGCCAAUCUGCUUCACGAUAAUCUGCCUCACAUCACACCUGAAGCAUUUAAGAGUAACUCUGAUGCCUUCACAUCCCAUGUCCAGACGGUGCUAAGUGAGGGCGGUGUACCCCAGAGGCCUGUUGUAUUUGUCAGCAGACCGGAGAUGGUGAACCAGAUCAGGGACAAACUCUACCGGCUCCAGAAGGAACCUGGCUGGAUCACUGUUUUCGGCAUGGCUGGCUCAGGCAAAUCUAUCCUGGCUGCUGAGUCUGUCAGACACCACGGACUUAUUGAAGAGUGCUUUCCCGGAGGCAUCCACUGGCUGUCCAUUGGCCAGCUGGACAAACCCGACCUGCUGGUGAAGAUCCAGUCAUUGUGCUUCCGUCUGGAGCAGAGCCUGGAUGCCCAGUCCCUCCACCGGCCCCCCAACUCUUUGGACGAGGCCAAGGAACGCCUACGCUUCCUCAUGCUGCGCAGAUAUCCGAGAUCUCUGCUGAUUCUUGAUGACGUCUGGGAGAGCACAGUGCUAAAGGUGUUUGAUGUCCAGUGUCGGAUACUUCUCACCACCAGAAAUAGAAGCCUUACUGAUUCAGUUAGUGGUGUUAAAUAUGGGGUGGAAGUGGAGAGUGGUAUGGAUGAAAACAAAGGACUGGAGAUCCUCGCUCUGUACACUAAUAUUAAACCCCAGGGGCUACCUGAGGAGGCUCGCAGCAUUGUCAGAGAAUGUAAAGGCUCCCCUCUUGUGGUGUCCCUUAUCGGGGCUUUACUCAAAGAGAAGCCCAACCGUUGGCGUUACUAUCUCUGCCAGCUGCAGCAGAAACAGUUCAAACGUAUAAGGAAAUCGUCCUCUUAUGACUACGAGGCCCUGGACCAGGCCAUGGCUGCAAGCAUUGAGGUUCUACCUGAUGAACAUCAAGAACUAUAUAAGGACCUCACUGUGAUAGAGAAGGACAUCAAAGUCCCUGCUAAGGUGCUGUCUAUCCUGUGGGACCUGGAACCAGAGGAAGUCGAGGACAUUCUCGAAGAGUUUGUCAACAAGUCUCUGCUUUUUAUGGACAGUAACCACAAACCUUACCUGUACUACCUCCAUGACCUCCAGCUGGACUUCCUAGAAGAGAAGAAUCGCACCCAGUUAGAGAGCCUUCACACUAAGGUGGUGCGUCAGUACCAGCAGCACUACAGAGAUGGUCCUCCCACUUCAGGAGAUGAUGAAUGUCUCUACUGGAUCCGAUUCUUGACUUACCACAUGGCCAAAGGCAACCUCUCCCAGGAGCUUAAUUCCCUCAUGUUUUCUCUGGACUGGAUCCGCAUAAAAGCCCAAAUAAUGGGUCCAGCUCACCUCAUCAAUGACUAUGUGGAGUAUGGACCCAUUCUGGACAAAGAGAACAGUGAAGUACGCAGUCAGUUCCAGGAGUUUCUGUCUCUGAACGGCCACCAAUUGGAGCAACGCCCCUUCCCUGACGUGGUGCAGCUUGCUCUGUCUCAACCACACACCUCUGAGGUCUACCGACAGGCUCUGCAGCAGGCACAGGAGCGGGCCAGUACCGGGAAGCUCUACUUUGACUGGCUGAAUAAGAGCAGUUUAGAGAGCCUGUCCCGUCUGGUGAUCCACCCCCACCAGGGUUCCAUCUAUUCUGCCUGCUUCUCCCACGAUGGAGCCAAGAUCGCCUCCUGUGGAGCCAGCAAGACUCUCAAGGUAUUUAAAAGCACCUCGGGUGAGAAGCUCACGGAAAUCCAGGCCCAUGAUGAAGAGGUGCUCUGUUGUGCCUUUUCCCCUGACGACCAUCUUCUAGCAACCUGCUCCAGUGACAGGAAAGUAAAGGUGUGGAAUGUGGCACGAGCCAUGCUGCUGAGGGUCUUUGAUGUGGAGCAUGAGGAGCAGGUCAACCACUGCGAGUUCACCAACACAUCACGACGCCUCCUACUGGCCACCUGCUCAAACGACAAGUGCCUGAAUGUGAAGUUGUGGAACCUCAACAAGCCAUCCUCACAGAACACCAUGUUUGGCCACUUUGAGCCAGUCAACCACUGCUGUUUCUCCCCUGACGACGCCUUUCUGUCCACCUCCUCCAAUGACGGUACCGUUAAGCUGUUUGACGCGUCGUCCGCCAAUGAGUGGAAGACAAUCGACGUGAGGAGCAUGUUCACGGAUAAUGAUGAGGAAGUCUUCGUCAAGUGCAGCACCUGGACUGCUGACGGCAAACGCAUCAUAUGUGCUGCGAGGAACGCCGCUUUGGUAUUUGACGUGGAGACAUCAGACAUGUUGUUAGAGAUCAGGACCAAUCGUCUGAGCACGGUGCAAUACUGUCAAGCCUGUCCGACCAGUAACCUGCUGGCCAUCGCCUUCUCAAACUACGCUGUGGAGCUGUGGGACUUAGAGGCCAAUAAGAAGAUGGCUGACCUCAGUGGUCACCUGAGUUGGGUCCACCGUGUCCAGUUCUCUCCUGACGGCUCACAGCUGCUCUCCUGCUCUGAUGACCAGACUGUCAGGCUAUGGGAGACUAAUAAGGUGCACACCUCCUCAGCCGUCUGCCUGAAGAGAGACUCUGAUGUUCUCUUCAUUGAUGAACAAAUCAUAGUGUCGGCUGCAGACAACUGCAACAGACUGCAGGUGCGUGAUGGCAGAACUGAUUCAGUACUGUUCCAGUCAGAGGAGAAGCCAUCCAGGAUCCGGUGUACUUGCAUGUGCAGACAGCCCUCUGCUGUGGUCCUGGGCCAAGAGGACGGCACUGUACAGGUGUUGGAGGUGCCAUCUGGGAAGAUCCUAGCCACUCUGCUGGGACACACCAAGACGGUGCUGCAUUGCCAGUUUAGUCAGAAUGGCCAAACACUCAUCACAUCUUCAGAGGACACCACCAUAAGGGUGUGGAGGUGGCAGUCAGGGGAGUGUAAAGUCCUGAAGGGUCACAAGGAGCAGGUCAGAUGCUUCUCUCUGCUCUCCACUUCACCUGCUGAUACAAGACUGCUGUCCUGGUCCUUCGAUGGCACCAUCAAGGUGUGGGAUGUGGAAAGCGGAGAGAAGCUGCAGGACACCGAGGCUCACCGAGGCGCCAUCCUGUCAUGUCAUGUCUCGCCAGACGGAUGCCUCUUCGCCACCACCUCUGCUGACAAGACUGCUAAGAUAUGGGGCUGUGACUCCUGGCAGUGCGUCCACACUCUGAGCGGCCACCAAGACUGUGUCCGAAGCUGCCGAUUCUCAUGGGACAGCCGACGCCUCGCAACAGGCGAUGACAACGGAGAGAUCCGGCUCUGGAGUGUCAAGGAUGGCAUUUUGCUGAAGAUUUGUUCGCGGGACGGUAAAGAUGGCAUGGACUCCCUACACGGAGGCUGGGUGACCGACCUGCACUUCUCCCCAGAUAACUCUCUCCUGGUCUCCACUGGGGGUUACAUCAAGUGGUGGGACGUGGAGAGAGGUGAAGCCCUGCAGACCUUCUACCCCUCAGGAUGCGCUUUGAAGAGGAUCCACGUGUCGCCCGACUUCUCCACCUUCGUCACCAUCGACAACAUCGGCAUCCUCUACAUCCUCCAGAGAGUCGUGUGAUGAUGACGCCGCUACCCAAAAAAAAGACCAUUACCAAUUUACAUUGAAGUGAACACAUUCGGUUGUAUUAAGGACGGUCACAGAAGGGUAAAUUACAAACUGCGGCAUCCCUGAGCCAAACACACACUUCUCAGAUAUACAGUUAGCAUUUCUACUGCAGCUAUUAGCAGUUUGCAGCAUUAAAACAGAGCGUUAUAACAAUCAGUUCUGUAGAGUUAGCUAACCUUGCUAAUUUCACUAGUUUACACCCGCAGCUUACCUUCCAGCUGGAGUGAUGAUGCAUCAGCCUUAAAAUUCCUGCAGUGGAUGCAGAUACAUGGUU
Molecule: messenger RNA, 4231 nt
Organism: Scomber japonicus (chub mackerel)
Lineage: Eukaryota; Metazoa; Chordata; Actinopteri; Scombriformes; Scombridae
Gene: apaf1
Product: apoptotic peptidase activating factor 1
Exons: 28
Coding region: 133-3909 (1258 amino acids)
Biological process (GO): apoptotic signaling pathway; regulation of apoptotic process
Cellular component (GO): apoptosome
Molecular function (GO): ADP binding; protein binding
Source: RefSeq, a predicted model, not a curated record